This is a messenger RNA of Drosophila albomicans, 932 nucleotides long. RefSeq names its product skin secretory protein xP2-like. The record is from RefSeq and is a predicted model, not a curated record. The coding region runs from base 276 to 932 and encodes 218 amino acids. Lineage: Eukaryota; Metazoa; Arthropoda; Insecta; Diptera; Drosophilidae. The transcript has 3 exons.
AACGUGUAUUGAAUUCGGCCUAAAAGUUUACUAAGUUUAAGUCAAGGUUGAUGUUGCUGCAAGUAGCUCCUAAAAGUAUGCACUUGUUAGUCUGUCGAGUUGAGCUUAAAGCAGCGCUGUAAGCAGCUGAUAAGCCGAGCAGUGCUGUAAAACUGCUGAUAAGCUUGAAGUGCAUCGGUUGCACUGGAAAGCUCAGCUUUGACAUCUGCGCCAGCUGCACCAGCUUGAGCGCGGCCAACUUAGUGAAAGCCGGUUCCGGUUUGGUCAUUUUUCUAAUGACCGGCUGCGUACAUAGACGCGUAAUUAUUGAAGAUUUAAAUCGGAAGGCAUCGAGCGCUAUUGGGAAAUUUUUUAUUGUCUUUGCUAUUAUUUGGAUUGGUUUUGCUGCCUUCAAGGCCUUGUUUCUUUGCUUCGCAGCAUACCGCCAGUUUGCUUCGGCCAAGUGCCGCAGCUUAUCCAGCGGAGCACCCCUGCAGGCCAUUCUCGGCCAGCGGAGCACCCCUGUAGGCCAUUCUCGGUCAGCGGAGCGCCCUGCGCCGGCAUUCUCGGCCAGCGGAGCACCCUCUCCGGCCCUCACGGCCAGCGGAGCACCCCUGCACCGGCCCUCUCGGUCAGCGGAGCACCUCUCCGGCCCUCACGGCCAGCGGAGCACCCCUGCACCGGCUCUCUCGGCCAGCGGAGCACCUCUCCGGCCCUCUCGGCCAGCGGAGCACCUCUCCGGCCCUCACGGCCAGCGGAGCACCCCUGCACCGGCCCUCUCGGCCAGCGGAGCACCUCUCCGGCCCUCACGGCCAGCGGAGCACCCCUGCACCGGCCCUCUCGGCCAGCGGAGCGCCUCUACAGGCCACUGCCUGGCCAGCGAAGCGCCUUUAGGUGCCAACUUUAACUCUCUGCCAUCAUCAUCAAAUUGUUUUUGUGAAAUCAUUCUCUAA